CAACAUAAAUAAAAUUAAAACAAUUAAUUAAAAUAUUUAAAAAAGUAAACCUCUCCUAACUCAGAUCCCUUUGUAACUUUAUAGAUCUAAAUCAUUAUUGUCAAACCUUCCUCAUGAAUUCCCCUUAGCUCCUCUCUCCUCAAAUGGCCCAAAAAAUAUAAUUCCAGAAAAAUAAAAUAAAAAUUAAAGGUCCUUAGUACCUACCCUUAGUUUGAGUCUUAUACCUUACCCUUACAUAUUUUAAUAAAUUUAUUUCAUUUCUUAAAAUUAGAAAUGGAAAAAGUAGCUCCUCCUCCUCUUCCUCUUCCUUUUCAUCCUCCUAUGUUAACAAAUCCAUUUUAUAACACUUCAUCAAAUAACAAGAAACGUGAUCUAUCAUACGACGUCGUUCACAUACCAAACGACAAUUGGAACCCUAAAGAAUGGAAUUGGGAUUCGGUUCGAUUCAUCGCAAAAUCCUCCAACACCACCACCACCACCACCACCAUCUCACAAGACGAAGAAACUCUAAAAUUGAAUCUCGGCGGCGGUUGCGGCAGCGUUAACAAUAGAGCAAACAAACGAGUUCGUUCAGGAUCUCCUUCUGGAACGCCGUCGUAUCCGAUGUGUCAAGUUGAUAACUGUAAAGAAGAUCUAUCGAAAGCGAAGGAUUAUCAUCGAAGACAUAAAGUGUGUGAAGCUCAUAGUAAAGCUUCGAAAGCGUUGCUUGGGAAUCAAAUGCAAAGGUUUUGUCAACAGUGUAGUAGGUUUCAUCCUUUGUUGGAGUUUGAUGAAGGGAAACGGAGCUGUCGUCGGAGACUUGCGGGACACAAUCGUCGGAGGAGAAAGACGCAGGCUGAUGAGGUGGCUUCUCCUCCGUUGAAUCAGGUUGCUGUUGCGGCUAAUUUGGAAAUUUUUAACUUGUUGACGGCUAUUGCCGAUGGUUCUCAAGGAAAAUUUGAGGAAAGGUCACAAGUUCCAGAUAAAGAGCAGCUUGUACAGAUUCUGAAUAGGUUUCCUUUACCUGCUGAUCUUACAGCAAAGUUGCUUGAUGUUGGUAAUUUGAAUGCGAAAAAAGAUGAUAAUGUGCAAAUGCAAACUUCAUCCUCCUAUCAUCAUCACGACGACCAACCGAACAAUGCCCCCUCUGCCCCGUUAACUAUGGACUUACUUGCUGUUCUUUCGACCUCUCCAUCUGCACCUGCUCAAAAUGGCAGCAACACAUCCAUGACUAGUGCGGACCAGAUGAGAGAACAGCAAUUCACUUCAGUCGUUGGAGAAAGAAGCAGCGGCAGUUCUCAGUCUCCAAAUGAUGAUUCAGAUUGCCAAGAGGAUGUUCGAGUUAAUUUGCCACUGCAACUUUUUAGCUCCUCUCCUGAAGAUGAAAGCCGGAUGAAAUUGUCAUCUCCGCAAAAGUAUUUCUCGUCGGAUAGUAGUAACCCUGUUGACGAGAGGUCACCGUCGUCAUCUCCUCCUGUUGUGGAGAUGAAUUUUGGUUUGCAGGGUGGGAUUAGAAGUCAUAACCGUAAUAGCAUUUCAAUUGGAAUAGGAGUCAAUGCAAAUAAGGAAACUAGUCAAAGUCAUAGUUGUACUGUCCCACUUGAUCUUUUUAAAGGGUCAAAAUCAAAUAACAUGAUUCAACAGUCUAGUUCAGUUCAAAGUGUUCCAUUUCAAGCUGGUUAUACAUCUUCAAGUUCUGAUCAUUCACCUCCCAGUUUGAAUUCAGAUGCUCAGGAUCGUACUGGGAGAAUAAUGUUUAAAUUAUUUGACAAGCAUCCUAGCCAUUUCCCGGGAACAUUGCGAACGCAGAUUUACAAUUGGCUUUCUAACCGACCAUCAGAUUUGGAGAGCUACAUAAGGCCCGGCUGUGUCGUCCUAUCGAUUUAUGCUACAAUGUCUUCAGCUGCAUGGGCGCAAUUAGAAGAAAACUUCAUCCAACGUGUUCAUUCUUUAAUUCAUAUCUCAGAUUCUGAUUUCUGGAGAAAUGGAAGAUUUCUUGUUCAUUCUGGCAGUCAGUUAGCAUCACACAAAGAUGGAAAGAUACGCAUGUGCAAACCAUGGGGAUCAUGGAGGUCUCCAGAGUUGAUAUCUGUGUCCCCUUUGGCAAUUGUCAGUGGACAAGAAACUUCAAUGUCAUUGAAGGGAAGAAACCUGUCUGCUCCUGGCACGAAGAUACAUUGCACUGGUGCUGACUGUUACACGUCAUCAGAAGUUAUAGGAUCUCAAUAUCAUGGUAUGGUCUAUGAUGAGAUAAGAUUGGGUGGAUUUAAAGUUCAGAAUACAUCUCCUAGUGUUCUAGGUCGUUGUUUCAUUGAGGUUGAAAAUGGUUUCAAGGGAACCUGUUUUCCAGUCAUAAUAGCCGAUGCAGCCAUUUGCAAAGAAUUGAGACCACUUGAGUCUGAAUUUGAUGAAGAGGAAAAAACAUGUGAUGCCAUUUCAGAAGACCGUGAACAUAAUUUUCGGAGGCCCAAGUCAAGGGAGGAGGCUCUACACUUUCUGAAUGAGCUUGGCUGGUUGUUUCAAAGGGAAAGGUUCUCUAAUGUGCACGAGGUUACAGAUUAUUCCCUUGACAGGUUCAAAUUUGUACUCACGUUUUCCGUGGAAAGAAACUGUUGCAUGUUGGUCAAAACCCUUCUGGAUGUGCUAGUUGAUAAACACUUUGAAGGAGAAAGUUUAUCAGUAGUGUCAAUGGAGAUGCUGAAUGCAAUCCAACCACUAAAUAGAGCAGUGAAAAGAAAGUACAUAAACAUGGUUGAUUUGCUCAUCCACUAUUCUAUACCUAUAAAAAAUGAUACAACAAAGAAAUAUGUAUUUCCACCAAAUCUUGAGGGCCCUGGUGGUAUUACUCCCUUGCAUUUGGCAGCAUGUACAUCGGAUUCUGAGGGCUUAGUUGACUCUUUAACAAAUGAUCCACAGGAGAUUGGGUUGAAGUGCUGGGAGACCCUUGUGGAUGAAAAUGGGCAAACUCCACAGGCCUAUGCCAUGAUGAGAAAUAAUCACUCUUAUAAUAAGCUGGUUGCCCGUAAACUUUCCGAUAGACAAAGAAGUGAAGUUUCAGUUAAAAUUGACAAUGAGAUAGAGCACCCAUCACUGGAAAUUGAGCUUAUGCAAAAGCGAAUUAACCAAGACAAACGAGUUGGGAACUCUUGCUCCAAGUGUGCAAUUGCAGAAGUCCGCUACAAGAGAAGAUUUUCAGGUUCACGGAGCUGGCUUCAUGGUCCCUUUAUUCAUUCGAUGCUAGCUGUUGCUGCUGUUUGUGUAUGUGUUUGUGUGUUAUUUCGUGGAACCCCGUCUGUAGGCUCAGUUUCUCCCUUCAGGUGGGAAAACUUGGAUUUUGGGACAAUGUAAUUCUGUUGGUGAAUCAAACUCAUAGAAGUUAUGAGAAACCAUAAACCAAGGCGAAAAUGUCAUAUCCCUUUAUUUUUCCUCACAUGACAAAGAUUACUUCAGGUUGGAAGUGGGGCAUUUUGUGAUGAGAGCCCAAAAUGAAGAUAUUAGAUGUUAAUGUGGAGCUAUAGCUUGGCAGAUCCAAGAGAAAUGAGAAAGUAGAAGUGGAAUUAAAUGCUACAUAUUUCUCUGUGAUGCCAAGUUACACCUGAUGUGUUAAUCUUUUGGGGGUUGAAAUUUUAGAAUUGAAGAAAUCUUCCACUUUUUAGACCAAGAUAAAACACGACCUCUCAAUUGAAGCACUGACAAUUAUGAGAGCAGUAAGCAUUUGGAAUAAAGAGAAGUAGAGAACUAAGUUGGGUGAAUGUUGGUUCAUUGCCUCUAUAUUUUUCUCAAGGAUCAAUCAGAAAAACUUACCUGCUUUAUUUUCCCCUUUUUGUGUUAUAUUAUAGGUCUGAGUAUCUAUAUUCUGAUGCAUAGUUUUCCUUACUGUAAAGUUUAUUUGAGGAUAUUGAUGAUAGGGAUGACCAUACUAUAUGAUCAAAAAGUGUAAUAUAUUUUAAAUUUAAAUUAUAUCUAAUUUAAUUCACGUUUCAGUUUUCAA
Messenger RNA from Cicer arietinum (chickpea), 3970 nucleotides. RefSeq names its product squamosa promoter-binding-like protein 14. Gene Ontology annotation, molecular function: DNA binding. Lineage: Eukaryota; Viridiplantae; Streptophyta; Magnoliopsida; Fabales; Fabaceae. Gene Ontology annotation, cellular component: nucleus. The record is from RefSeq and is a predicted model, not a curated record.